Trichoderma reesei QM6a is the source of this 2860-nucleotide messenger RNA. RefSeq lists its product as uncharacterized. Bases 1 to 2751 code for a protein of 916 amino acids. The record is from RefSeq and is a predicted model, not a curated record. Gene Ontology annotation, biological process: retrograde vesicle-mediated transport, Golgi to endoplasmic reticulum. The transcript is spliced from 3 exons. NCBI's taxonomy places the organism in Eukaryota, Fungi, Ascomycota, Sordariomycetes, Hypocreales, Hypocreaceae.
AUGAGCUCCCUGCUUUCACCCGGAAAGGUGUUACUGCUCGCCGCUCACUAUGCGACACACGGCGACAUCGAGAGCCUGGCCCGUCUGGCUAGUCGGCGGGCCAAAGUGCUGCACAAGGAGCUUCUCUUGAGGAUUCUGCUCACUUAUCUGCCGGAAACUGUGAAUCCUUCGACCUAUGCUGGCUUCUUACUCGCACUGGCCAGGGAUAAGCUGGAAGGGUAUGCCGAGGGCGAACUGGACACAACUCCCGUUGAGGACUUGUCUGAAGAUGAAGCCGCCAAGCAGGCAAGGAAAUUGCAUCUACAGCGGCUUGUGUCGGCAGAGAUGCCAAGCGACUUUCACGACAACCCCAUCAGCAGCUUUCUGGUUCUAAGGUCUUAUAAGAUGGAUAGCGAAGCUGGUCUCCUAUCACAAGUACCGAGUCUCAUAGCUCCAUUUCUGUCACAAUCGCCAGCACUUCGUCUGUGGGCAACGUCCAUCGUGGUCCCCUACGUAAGAAGAAACGUGGAGUACUACGCCGAUGAGAAUCCGGCAUACUCUCUCCUCGAAUUUCAGAAGCUCUCGGAUUCAGCCGCCGUGCUAUAUCUGCUGUCCCGGACGGGAGGUCGUGAGGAAGACAAAGGCUUCAUCGGUCGUGAUAUCAGAGGAAUGGUCGGGCCGUGGCUCUAUGGAAGAAGUCGACGGACAUCGACGCCUGCUGGCGACAAUCAAAGUGCUGCCCACGACGUGGAAUCGUCGCAUAUUUCCGCCGGCUGGACACAGUUUCUCAAAUGGCUCGUUAACCAAGCAGCAACGUCUUGGACGGUUGCCGUCGCUGUAGCAGACCAAUGGGGAGGGCCCAACGACAUAGAUCUGGGGGAGGUGGACGACCUGGAAUUCACCAAAACCCAGCACGAAUAUCUGCUACAGAGCUACGCGCGAGCGAUACUGGCGUCUGCGUAUCUGAUCCCUGAAACAACAGCAGAAGCGCUUUCUGGCACCUAUCAGAUGGUAUACAAGAUACGGACGAUGCUUGGCUACAGUGACAUUCCUCCCACAAUGGAGAUGGCGCUCUGUCAAUUGCCCAGCUUGUCCGGUACUGAUUUGCCCUCGCACAUUGGCAUGAAGACUGCGACUUACAUGAGAAACGAUCUGCUUUCGGAACAAAAUACAUUAACCUCCCCUACAGAGGGUGCAAUGGCGUUACUGACGGCCUUGAUACUAAGCGCCGCUAUCUGUACCAGCCUGGGUGUACCAUGCUGUAUUAGAAAAGCCGGCGAUCUCACUUUCAUCCAAGAUCAACGGGAGCAGAAGGGAGAAGUUACCAAACUUAUUCGAAGCGCCUCCGCUCAGGUACACGGGGACGAGGACAGAUACUGGUCACAAGUAAGGGACAAGCUGCUAUGGCUGAACACUUGGGGCCUCGAUGGGCAUCAGUCUACCGAUCCCGAAACAAGAGGCAUGCUCGGAGCUGUACCCAAAGAGUUCGUCGAAACGGAGAUUCUGAAAGCUCUCCUCUCCAGUUCACGGUAUAGCCUUGCUAAGAGCAUCUACGAGGACAGUCCAGAGCAGCCACUUGCUGCUGAAGUCAUACAGGACACGGUCUAUCAGGCGGCCUUGCGCGCUUUCGACAACGCUUCCAAUCCUAACCGGUCGAGAGGUGGGCUGAAGAAGUGUGAUGAGAUCAUUCAUUCGUUCCCAAAGACAUUAAACAAGACGCAUCCAGCCACCAAACGAGUGGAGGCCCUGUUGCGAUGCACACAUGCCCUGAGCGAGUACCGACUCACGCUCAAGCAAGGCGAGCCGUUCAAGCCCGUCGUCCUUCGAGUGCACUCCGACCCCAUAUCCAUCAUCGAAAAAGUCCUGGAGCAGAAUCCAAAAGCAUACACCCGCCUCCCCGAGUUCCUGGAAAUGGCAGCCAACAUGGUCCGCGCGGGAAUCACCCAACAAGCCCGCUCCGUCAAAUUCGACUCCCCGGCGGAAGACAACAGCAAAGAGCUCGUCCGAGCGGAGAAGCUCAUCAUCUCGCUGUGCAUAGAAGCCGCGCUGAGGGAAGACGAUUUUGAGACGGCGUACUCUUACGUGGUUAGUCGCCUAGAGGCGCCGGCCUCGGGAGGAGGAGGAGCAGAAGGAGGAGCAAGCCAGGAACAAGACGAGUGGUCCUGGAAGGCCGCCCUCAAAGCAGGGCAGUACGUCCGCACCGACCGGACCCUGCUGCCAACGCACCUGGGCAUCGCGAGCGGCAACCCCGAGAUCCGGCACCUGGAGCAGCGCAUCGAGUGUCUGGCCACUGCCCUACGCGUCGCACCCACGUCCCAGCUGCUCGAGAUCCUCAAGACGUUCCGCCGCUGCGAGGAGCAGCUGGACUCCGCCAUUGCCGAGGAAGCCGCCGCGGAAGCCUCGUGGGCCGCAGCCGGCGAAGUCCCUGGAGCUUUCGAGGCUACGCCGCCACCCGGCCUGCAAUCGUCGAGGAACAUGACGGCCACCGCCGCGUCGAAACAGGCCGAGGAGGCACCCAUGUCGCUGUUUGACCUAUCGCGGGCGACCGCCAGCGUGGCAUCGCGCAACUUCACGAAGCUGUCCAGCCUAUCAUCGUCGCUCGCCGGCGCGGCAUCUUUGGCGUCGUCCGCGACCAGUAGUACAGCGGGCGACCAGGCGCCACAGCGGUUACGCAAGAGGGAUCAGCUCAGAGAGGCUGCCACGGGGACCCUUGUUUCAGGGGUUGGUUGGCUGAUUGGGGCCAACGUCAAUCGAGAAGCAACCGAGAGUUGAUUGUUUGCGAUGGAAUAAUAAAUUAUUAAUAGUAUACGAUAAAUUCUACAGCUAGGUACCUAGCUUUACUGGGGAACAAUGAAUGGCAGGGCUUGGCUUAUGUACUACA